GGCGAAGAAGAAGAGAGUCCAUGGUGUUUUCCUGGGUGGAUGGCCCGCUCUGGAUCUAGCCUGUCAAAACUACCCUGAAACGGCAACAACGUGGGAUAAAGUCAGUGAAAUCAGGUGCUGUUUAUAACUGAAGUGUGCCUGAAACUACAACUGGCCCAAAAGAGAAGUCCACUGCUCCCCUCCCCAGCCUCCCGCUCCUCACCCUCUCUGAAACACAGCUCUCACCAUGAAUGAAGUUAAUGUAGUCAGAGAGGGCUGGCUUCACAAAAGAGGUGAAUAUAUCAAAACAUGGAGGCCCAGGUAUUUCAUCCUAAAGAGUGAUGGCUCCUUCAUCGGCUACAAGGAGAAACCUGACCUAAACGACCAGAUUUCACCACCACUCAACAAUUUCUCAGUGGCAGAAUGCCAGUUAAUGAAGACAGAAAGACCCCGACCGAACACGUUUGUCAUCCGUUGCCUACAGUGGACCACAGUUAUUGAACGCACCUUUCAUGUGGAUAGUAAUGAGGAAAGAGAGGAGUGGAUGCGUGCUAUACAAUCUGUGGCAAAUAGUCUGAAGAUGCAAGAACAGGAGGACGAGGAACCAAUGGAUGUGUUUGGCUCUCCCAGUGAAAGCAGCCUGGAAGAGAUGGAGGUGGCGAUGUCCAAGAGCCGCAACAAAGUGAAUAUGAGUGACUUUGAGUACCUGAAGCUGCUCGGCAAGGGGACAUUUGGGAAGGUGAUUCUUGUCAAAGAGAAAUCAACUGGAGUACAUUAUGCCAUGAAAAUACUGCGCAAGGAGGUCAUUAUAGCCAAGGACGAGGUGGCCCACACAGUUACAGAGAGCAGAGUGUUACAAAACACACGACAUCCCUUUCUCACGACAUUGAAGUACGCUUUCCAAACUCAUGAUCGGCUCUGUUUUGUAAUGGAAUAUGCCAACGGAGGCGAGCUCUUCUUCCACCUGUCAAGGGAGCGAGUGUUCACAGAAGACCGGGCACGCUUCUAUGGUGCAGAGAUUGUGUCAGCCCUCGAGUACCUGCAUUCAAGUGACGUCGUUUACCGUGAUCUGAAGCUGGAGAAUCUGAUGCUGGACAAAGACGGCCAUAUCAAAAUUACCGACUUCGGCCUCUGUAAGGAGGGCAUUACUCCAGAUGCUACCAUGAAAACCUUCUGUGGAACCCCUGAAUAUCUCGCACCUGAAGUCCUAGAAGAUAAUGACUACGGCCGGGCGGUGGACUGGUGGGGUCUGGGUGUGGUCAUGUAUGAGAUGAUGUGUGGACGCCUGCCUUUCUACAACCAGGACCACGAGCGUUUGUUUGAGCUCAUCCUCAUGGAGGAGAUCCGCUUCCCAAGGAACCUGUCGCCGGAGGCCAAGUCCCUGCUUGCUGGCCUGCUCAAGAAGGACCCCAAACAGAGGUUAGGUGGAGGUCCCAACGAUGCCAAAGACGUGAUGACUCACAAAUUUUUCGUCAGCAUCAACUGGCAUGAUGUGGUGCAGAAGAAGCUUACCCCACUCUUCAGACCACAAGUGACAUCAGAGACAGACACCCGGUACUUCGAUGAAGAGUUCACAGCGCAGACCAUCACACUUACUCCUCCGGACAAGUAUACCAGUCUGGACUGUGAGGAUCCCACGCAGCAACAAGCACAUUUCCCCCAGUUUUCCUAUUCUGCUAGCAUUAGAGAGUGAUAGCGUCUCUGACACACACACACACACACACACAGACAUGCAUACACAAAAACACAAGAGGCAUGAACACCACGGCAACAUCCCUUACAGCUGUAAUAAAACAAAAAAAAACAAAGACCAGAUCCUUGGUCCCUGCAGGUUGGAAGUGCCUCGGCUGGUGGCCGUAUCACGUAUGCAGAGAACCUCCUUCAACCCCAGCACAGACAAAGCCUGGCCACUUUUGGCUGCACUGUAUCAAACUGGACUCGAGUACCUCACACAGUCAUCAGCACAACUCAACAACACAAUCAGGACUCCGUGUGUAGCACCUUCAGGCGGCCUGUAAACAGCUGCUGAUGCUGCUGCUGCUGCUGCUUUUUCGGACUGUAAAGCGCAUGUUCUCCGGGUGCGAUGAGAAGCCAUACAGCUCCUUCAUGACGUUUCCAAGUGCUCUUCUUCACAAAAUCGCUCUUACCACUGCUGAAAAAGUCCCGGUUGGUCUGUGAGGGGAGGAAGAAAUGUGGUGUGUGUGUGUGUGGAUAAUUUUUUUGUUUGUUUGUCGUUGAA
Messenger RNA from Solea senegalensis (Senegalese sole), 2218 nucleotides. Its product is annotated as RAC-beta serine/threonine-protein kinase-like. Gene Ontology annotation, biological process: protein phosphorylation. Gene Ontology annotation, molecular function: ATP binding; protein serine/threonine kinase activity. The record is from RefSeq and is a predicted model, not a curated record. The transcript is spliced from 14 exons. Bases 227 to 1672 code for a protein of 481 amino acids. NCBI's taxonomy places the organism in Eukaryota, Metazoa, Chordata, Actinopteri, Pleuronectiformes, Soleidae.